UACUGUGGAACAAUCAUUGUUUGGCUAAACUUUUGUCAUUAUAAUAAAUUCAGCUUACUGAGUGCAAGUUGAUCUGUGAACAGUGAUAUUUAAAUUUUGCAGGAGUUAUAACUACUCUGUGACAAGAAAAACAGUUUAAUAUAACAUCAGUGGUGUACGGUGCACAUAGGAAUAAAUCAGUAUCUCUUAACUUAAUGGUAUUAAUUUAAUGAUAAAAAGCAGAAGAUAGUUUCAUUAAUUGUAAGUAAAUACGCCUUACCUCUAAUAAUAUAUGAUUGUCAAUGACACUGCAUACAGAGAACUCUAACUGAAUCGUCUUUAUCGACGUCUUCCGGCCAAGCGAUCUGCCUAUCUUAUUUAGUAUUGCCCUAGAUCUUGGCCGCAUUGUAUUGAAAUGGCCAAAGAAUUGAAUGCACUAUCACAAAAUAGUGAAUUAGGAAAAAACAAAGCUACUGAAGAUAUAACAAAGAAAAAGAAAAACACAGCCAUCGAAGGAGGAUGGGGAUAUGUGGUGUGCUUCGGCAUGGUGAUCAGUUUUAUAGCAGGCAUGGGCCACAUAAACUCUUUUGGGUUAAUAUACAAUGAUUUCAUGAAUGACACACAUUCUACUGCUAAAUCUUUGACAUCUGCACAGGGUGUUUUUGCAAUGAUGCUAGCUAUCGGAGGCAUGAUUCUUAACGUAUUGUCAAAAGUAUGUUCAUUGAGGCAGGGUGGAUUCAUUGGAGCUGCAUUGAUAAGCUUGGGAUCUAUUUUAACUAUAUUCAUCACUAAUAUCAAUCAGUUACCAUUUACUUUCGGUGUACUCCAGGGAAUUGGUUUUGGAAUCAUAGUCCCUGUAUCGUACUCAACUUUGAAUUUUUACUUCGUAAGAAAGAGGACUACAGUCAUGAGUGCUUGCAAGGCCAUACAAGGAUUUGUACUGAUGUGGUACCCACAACUGAUAAAAAAACUUAUAAUCCAGUAUGGAUUCAGAGGAACUUUGUUGUUGAUAAGUGCAAUAUCGCUGCACACGAUUCCCGGUAUGGCGGUAAUGACUAAAUCGAAGAAGAACGUUAGAAAUAUGGCAGCAAAUGAUGAUGUUGAAUCUCGUAGAAAUAUUGAAGAGAAUGUUGAUUUACUAGAUCAAAAAGAAAAUGAAGAACCAAGUGGUGUUAAGAACAAAAUCAAUAAAGCAAGGUUUAUAUUGGAGGAGGUUUUCUGCUUAAAGGUUCUCAAAGAUCCAGUUUAUGUUAAUAUUUGUUUGGGACAAAGUUUUGUGAACUUUUCCGACCUCAUGUUUUUCAUGCUGCAGCCAAUGUUAUUGUUUCAAUAUGGCUACAACCGUAGUGAAGUAGCAACUUGCAUUUCUAUAGGAGCAGGCGCCGAUGUGGCUGGCAGAGGUGCAUUGGCAUUGCUGAGUAGUAUCAUUUCUAUUGAAACCAGAACUAUAUUUUAUAUGGGCUCAUUUUUCACACUGGUCAUGAGAGUUGUGCUCUUCCAAGUCCGCCAGUUCACCUGGGUGAGCACAGUGACAGCUGUGCUGGGUUUCCUCAGAGCCUGGCUUCAUGUGACCAGUCCCCUGGUCAUAUCCAGCCACGUGCCGCAUCAAGAUUUCCCUGGCGCGUACGCACUCUACCUGUUGACCGCUGGCGUUGUCAAUAUGAUUGUGUCACCUAUGAUUGGCCAACUAAAGGACACGUAUGAGGACUUUACUCCGGCCUUCUACGCGCUAUGCAUCUGCUGUCUACCGUGCUUGGUGCUUUGGCCUCUUGAGUACUUUUGGCAAGGAAAAAUGAAUAAAACUGUCGUAGAAUCUAAUAAAUAAACAUGUAUUAAGUACACAUUAAUACACUUUAAAAUAAUUGA
Ostrinia nubilalis (European corn borer) is the source of this 1845-nucleotide messenger RNA. Its product is annotated as monocarboxylate transporter 14-like. NCBI's taxonomy places the organism in Eukaryota, Metazoa, Arthropoda, Insecta, Lepidoptera, Crambidae. The record is from RefSeq and is a predicted model, not a curated record. Gene Ontology annotation, biological process: transmembrane transport. Gene Ontology annotation, cellular component: membrane. The coding region runs from base 395 to 1804 and encodes 469 amino acids. The transcript is spliced from 8 exons. Gene Ontology annotation, molecular function: monocarboxylic acid transmembrane transporter activity.